This is a messenger RNA of Capra hircus (goat), 12109 nucleotides long. RefSeq names its product potassium voltage-gated channel subfamily B member 1 (gene KCNB1). Gene Ontology annotation, cellular component: voltage-gated potassium channel complex; membrane. The transcript has 3 exons. NCBI's taxonomy places the organism in Eukaryota, Metazoa, Chordata, Mammalia, Artiodactyla, Bovidae. The record is from RefSeq and is a predicted model, not a curated record. Gene Ontology annotation, molecular function: delayed rectifier potassium channel activity; protein binding. The coding region runs from base 592 to 3168 and encodes 858 amino acids. Gene Ontology annotation, biological process: potassium ion transmembrane transport; protein homooligomerization.
CAGGAGUUAAGCGGCGCGCACGCUUCCAACCCGCAGGUGGCGCCGUCCCGCCUCGGUGCCCGACUCUGGGCACUCAGAAGUGCGGGACAGAAUCGCAGCGAGCGCGGAGCCAAGCUCAGCCCCGACUUGUUGAUCUCGCCCAAGCAGCCGCCACCGCUGCCGCGGGAGCAGAGGAGGAGGAGGUGGAUCGCGAGGCGCCGCCCGACCUCAGUCCUGCCGCCCGCGCGCCCAGCGCCCGCCCGCGCCCCUAGCCUCGGAGAGUGCACUCCGGCCCCGCAGCGCCUUGCAGCUUCGGCGCGUCGCCUGCCCGGCCGGCGUAGGCCGGGCCCAGCCCGGCCCCGGGUCCGCCGCUGCCCGCGGGCGGGGGCGCCCGGGCGACCGCGGCAAUGCGCGGUCCCUGGCCCUGGGAGGCGGCCACCCUGGGGCCGUCGGGAUGGAGGUGAGAAGACGGCCGUGACGCGCGCCCGCGCGGCCCCCUGCACCCCCAGCAGCCCAAAGCGCUCCCUGCCCCCCUCCCCCGCGGCGGCUGGCCUCGCCGUCCAGUGACAGCGGCCUGGGGGGGCAGGGGGGGCGGGGGCGGCCGGACCAGCGAUGCCGGCGGGCAUGACGAAGCAUGGCUCCCGCUCCACUAGCUCGCUGCCACCCGAGCCCAUGGAGAUCGUGCGCAGCAAGGCGUGCUCGAGGCGCGUCCGCCUCAACGUUGGUGGGCUGGCACACGAGGUGCUCUGGCGCACCCUGGACCGCCUGCCCCGCACGCGGCUGGGCAAGCUCCGCGACUGCAACACGCACGACUCGCUGCUGGAGGUGUGCGACGACUACAGCCUCGACGACAACGAGUACUUCUUCGAUCGCCAUCCGGGCGCCUUCACCUCCAUCCUCAACUUUUACCGCACCGGGCGGCUGCACAUGAUGGAGGAGAUGUGCGCACUCAGCUUCAGCCAAGAGCUGGACUACUGGGGCAUCGACGAAAUAUACCUGGAGUCCUGCUGCCAGGCCCGCUACCACCAGAAGAAGGAGCAGAUGAACGAGGAGCUCAAGCGCGAGGCAGAGACUCUCCGCGAGCGGGAGGGCGAGGAGUUCGAUAACACGUGCUGCGCGGAAAAGAGGAAGAAACUCUGGGACUUACUGGAGAAGCCCAAUUCCUCUGUGGCCGCCAAGAUCCUUGCCAUAAUUUCCAUCAUGUUCAUCGUCCUCUCCACCAUUGCCCUGUCUCUCAACACCCUGCCCGAGCUGCAGAGCCUUGAUGAGUUCGGCCAGACCACAGACAACCCCCAGCUGGCCCACGUGGAGGCCGUGUGCAUCGCAUGGUUCACCAUGGAGUAUCUAUUGAGGUUCCUCUCCUCCCCAAAAAAGUGGAAGUUCUUCAAGGGCCCACUCAACGCCAUUGACUUACUGGCCAUUCUGCCGUAUUACGUCACCAUCUUCCUCACUGAAUCCAACAAGAGCGUGCUGCAGUUCCAGAACGUCCGCCGCGUGGUCCAGAUCUUUCGGAUUAUGCGUAUUCUCCGCAUCCUUAAGUUGGCACGUCACUCCACUGGCCUCCAGUCCUUGGGCUUCACCCUGCGGAGGAGCUACAAUGAGCUGGGCUUGCUCAUCCUCUUCCUUGCCAUGGGCAUCAUGAUCUUCUCCAGCCUUGUCUUCUUUGCCGAGAAGGAUGAGGAUGACACCAAGUUCAAAAGCAUCCCGGCCUCUUUCUGGUGGGCCACCAUCACCAUGACGACUGUUGGGUAUGGAGACAUCUACCCCAAGACUCUCCUGGGGAAAAUUGUGGGGGGUCUCUGCUGCAUCGCAGGGGUCCUGGUGAUUGCUCUUCCCAUCCCCAUCAUUGUCAAUAACUUCUCCGAGUUUUACAAAGAGCAAAAGAGGCAGGAGAAAGCCAUCAAGCGGAGAGAGGCUCUGGAGAGAGCCAAGAGGAACGGCAGCAUCGUAUCCAUGAAUAUGAAGGAUGCAUUCCCCCGGAGCAUCGAGAUGAUGGACAUUGUGGUUGAGAAAAAUGGAGAGAAUGUGGGUCAGAAAGACAAAGUGCAAGAUAAUCACUUGUCUCCCAGCAAAUGGAAAUGGACCAAGAGGACACUGUCUGAAACCAGCUCAAGCAAAUCCUUUGAAACCAAGGAGCAGGGAUCCCCUGAGAAAGCCAGAUCAUCUUCUAGUCCUCAGCACCUGAACGUCCAGCAGUUGGAAGACAUGUACAACAAGAUGGCCAAGACCCAAUCUCAACCCAUUCUCAAUACUAAGGAGUCAGCCACCCAGAGCAAACCAAAGGAAGAACUUGAAAUGGAGAGCAUCCCCAGCCCCGUGGCCCCUCUGCCUACUCGUACAGAAGGGGUCAUUGACAUGCGAAGCAUGUCAAGCAUUGAUAGCUUCAUUAGCUGUGCCACAGACUUCCCUGAAGCCACCAGAUUCUCCCACAGCCCUUUGGCAUCGCUUCCCAGCAAAACUGGAGGUGGCAUGGCCCCAGAGGUUGGCUGGCGGGGAGCUCUGGGUGCCACUGGUGGUAGGUUUGUGGAGGCCAACUCCACCCCUGAUGCCAGCCAUCACUCCACUUUCUUCAUCGAGAGCCCCAAGAGUUCCAUGAAGACCACCAACCCCUUGAAGCUUCGAGCUCUUAAAGUCAACUUCAUGGAGGGCGAUCCCAGUCCAUUAGUCCCCAUUCUGGGGAUGUACCAUGACCCUCUUAGGAACCGGGGGGGUGCUGCAGCAGCUGUGGCGGGACUGGAGUGUGCCACCCUCUUGGACAGGCCUGUGCUGAGUCCAGAGUCCUCCAUCUACACCACAGCAAGUGCUCGGACACCCCCCCGGUCGCCAGAGAAACACACAGCAAUAGCAUUCAACUUCGAAGCAGGUAUCCACCAGUACAUUGAUGCGGACACAGAUGACGAAGGGCAAGUCCUCUACAGUGUGGACUCCAGCCCUCCCAAGAGCCUCCCUGGGAACACGAGUCCCAAGUUCAGUGUCGGGACGAGGUCAGAGAAGAACCACUUUGAAAGCUCCCCCUUACCCACCUCCCCUAAGUUCUUAAGGCAGAACUGUAUUUACUCUACAGAAGCAUUGACUGGAAAAGCUCCCAGUGGUCCGGAAAAGUGCAAACUUGAGAACCACAUCUCCCCGGACGUCCGCGUGUUGCCGGGGGGCGGAGCCCACGGAAGCUCACGGGAUCAGAGCAUCUGAACCACCCCCACACUGAGAAGAGACUUCUGGCAGGGUCCAAAGAGGGGUGCUGUUCAGCUUACCUGCCGCGGAGGUUUUCUGCAUGAACUCUGAAACAGAAAGGCUCUGCAAAACCCCCAGAAAGAAGAGAGACUCCAGAGGACGCUCCCUUAAAACCUUGAGAGCUGUUAACGGGUCCAUCAGAAGCAAAGCCGGCCAAGCCAUGGGGUAUGGCGCCUCCUUGUAACAACUCUACUGCCCUCUUUGGAAGAUGACAAGAACAGAACUCGCAGCCACCACUACCAUGUUCCAGACGCCACCGAGGCCACCUACUCCUCAUUCUGUUCUCAUGGCUCUCCAUCACAGCCUCCGAGGGCAACAUCUUCAUCCCUCCUGGCUUCUGCUGAAGAAGGAUGCUGGAACAGGUGGCCGGUGUUCGAAGAGUGGGUUGACCAUUUUGUUUUUGGGCAUUGCCUGGCCACCUCUAGGAACUUCUGUCCGUCACCUGCUGGAUGGAUCCCACUGUUAGAAGGCUACCGGGCAUGCUCAUGUCCUGGGGAAAGCUGCACCGUAAGCCAGGAUCCCAGCGCAAAACCCUUCCUCAAAUGUCUUCAUUGACUUCAGUAUUCCAUAGUACCUGAGAUUUUAUUUUGAGAUAUCAUCAGGGUGAGUUGCACCACUUGUACUCAAUUCUAAUUGCCCCCUGGCAAUCUGGAAAGGGUUCAGAAGGCGGGUGCUCAGGCAACAGUAUGAACUCUGAGCAUUGCUUUAGGGUGGAGAAGGAAAAUGCUUUCUGUACAUCGCUAGGGUAGACUCAAAAGAUAUGCAAGUGUCAAAUAUGCAAAAGAAUAGCUUCUUCAAAGUGACUGUAUGUUACUGAAGAACAGAAUAAAAUCUGUUUUGUUUUUUUUUUAAUCUGAAAAAACAAAAGGAAAAAAAAAAUCCCCAAUCGAAAUGCCCAGUUCAGACUUUUGAAUCCUUCCUGCUGAGGCAGGGAAAGUACUUACUAUAAUAGAAUUUCUUUUUUGUUUCCUGUGGUAUUUAAGUUUUAAGAAAAAAGUUAAAAUAAAAAGCACUUUAUGUUUUACAAAAAAAAAAUAGGUUUUACCAGGGACAGUGUCAACAUCUCGCACUUUAAAACGAGCAUGAUUUCCCGUGGGCCACUUCAUUGGGACUACAGCUGAGUUUUUGCUCCAGGCGUGUGUCUGGCCACGGUGGGUGAUACUGUGCUGGUAUUGCUGUCAAAGUCUGUGGGCUCCUUCCUUGUCCCCCUCAAGCUUCCCCUUAACCCUCUUGCAUCAGAAAAGGGUACUUGGCCCUUGUGUGGGGUCCUGUGCUCAAGUCAUGUGUAUAGGAAACACGAGCAUCUCAGAAGAAGGAUGUAGAUGGUUGGGCAUUGGGUGUUGUACUCUGUUCUCUUUCUUGUCCACCAGGUGUGGGUGUGUUUUCAGUGUCACUGUCUGUACUAACAGCUCAGCUCUCCUUUCUGCAGCCAUCAGUGCAGCCAGUACAGACAAAAGCAAUAAGUAUUUGUGUGCGUUGUGAGCAGUUCUGGUCGCUCUCUCUCGGUGUUGGUCUUCCUGUCGUAGUUUGAUGACCUGGCGUUGACCUGCCUGAUUUUAGCUCAACAGCGUGGUGGUGCUGGCCAUUCCCCAGUUCAGGAACACUGGGUGGAGCCACCGGUUAGCACGAUGCCAUGCUGUUGGCCCAUCUGUUAGUGAAAAUGACACGUUAUUGAUCUCCUUGUCUUCAGUACAAUGGGGCAAUGUCGUUCUCCUAACACAAUGUUGAUGGAUGGUGUCCCAAGUACAAUAGCGUAGCUCUGCCGAUCCUCAAUAUAGUGCCAGGCAUUCGUCUUCCUGAUGGAACAAAAUGUGGUUUGCCUGUCCUUCAUAGAAUCUGUUGUUGGUCUGCCUGUUAGUACAAUGGCACAAUCCACCUGUCAGUACACAAGCAUCACAGAAUCGUUCUGCCUGCCCUCUGCACAGUGGCAUGAGAUUGGGCCAACUGUCGCAGGUAUGAUGACACGAGGUCAUUCCACUGCCCUUGAAAAUGUUGUAUCCUCUGCUGCAUAUGCACCCAGUUCGUACUGCUUCUCAGCAUCUCCAAGGACUGUAGAUCCCUCCAAGAGGGCGCAGUCCUGUUUUCUGCUGCGUUAACACAGUGUCUUGACUCCGGAAGUACCAGAGUACUCUUGCAUCAAAUCCUAAGGGAUUUAAGGGGCAGGGAGUACGAGGUUAUCCUGGGCUGGUGGCUCACCGGAAAAAGGAAGCGCAGGGCCCCCCAGGUGCUUUGCUGAGCACACAGUACAGGCUGGGGGCCGGUGGAGGAGUGGCUGCAAGACCGUCUUCCCAGGGCCAUCUCUCGCGUCUCUUUGUUUCUGUCGCCAUUCACAUCUGCCAUCAGCACAAACGUGAAAAUUCAGGGAAAACAAACAAAUGCUUUUUGAUAAAAGUAAAUAGUUGUGAUUUCCGAUUCAGAUAUUUUUAGAGCUGAUGCUAUCUGUAAAAAUUAAUAAUAAUAAUAAUAAUAUAGUCUAUUUUACAUAUCAGGAAAGUGAACAUGUUUAAAUAUAGCCAUAUAUAGUGAGAAGGAACUUAUCACCCCUUCUUCAAAUCGAGGCAUUUCAUUUGCUGGUUGAAGCAGUCGAGAAGUGUACAGAUUAGAAAUGAUUUCUUUUUUCUUUUUUUUUUAAAAAAAAAACUAAUAACCAAUUGGUGCAACUCUCCUUGUAACCAAAGGCCCUAUCUGCCUUGCAUGGUCAUGCAGGACCUAUCCCUUUCCUUCCUCAUGUAUUUUGUCUGAACUUAAAGUAGCAUUUUAUUGAGUCACUUUUGAAGGAUGAAUUCAGAAGUAUCAUGAAGAACCUACCUGUUCAGGCUUAAUAGCCAGAGUCCUAUAGAGUUCUUAUAGAAACAGAAUAACUGAAACUCAGCAUAUACUAUGCUUAGAAAGUAUUGCAUUUUGUUUUGGGUUUUCCUUUUAUGUGUGGAUGUUAUCGUAGGAAUAUAGUUGUUACCCUGUGCCGAUUCAAAAUAGAGUAUUGUAAGGUUUCCCAGGCCCCCACCCGCCAAAAAGAAACAUGCCCAGAUUUUUUAAGAUGUGUACACCCUACUUGUACAUGUACUGUGUACGUGCACUGGGAAAUCUACCUAAGAGUCUCCACUGAGAAGCUAACCUUGAUAGACUGGUAUUGAUGGAGGAGAGAAAAGCAAUGGUUUGGAGGCAAAUACUGCUUUAACCUGGUGGUCCCACCCAUUCCUGAACCAAUGAAAGUGGGAGAAAAAACAAGAAAUGUUAUUUCAUCCCAAAGAAAUGAAUCUAGGGGCUGGAGGUAGAUGGAUGCCUGGCCCCUUCGGCACAUUCAGUAAAACUCAUCAAGAACCCCAGCAAACUUCCACCAUUAUCAAAAAGGGCUAGGGACCAGGUCCGGACACAGCUGAGUGUGUGUUUCAAGACAUAGGCUACAUGGGACAACAAAAACAAGGGACCAGGUAGCUGUGCACCCUGAUCACCCAGGGGGCCGUCGCCGACCAGCAGAGAGAGGUGAGCAAGCUCUGGAGGAGUCCAUUUACUCACCUUUUUAUCUUGGGGUAAAGAAAGCAACAGGACUUCCGUGCAGUAGAUUUCUCAGUGCCUUCUUUAGGAGUUUUAUCUUAAGCACACUCAAUGGGGAGAGAAAAAAGAGGAAAGAACAUUCAUUCCCAGAAAGCCCCUUUCUCUCAAGGCAUCGGGGAUCGAGAAGGAAGAAUGUGACGUUGGUGAAACAGCAAAAUCCUGAGGAGGCCAUUUCCUUUCAACCCACCUGGCUCACCCCUGAGAAUUGCUGGUGACACAGACUUUUUCAGACUGAUUACCCAACCUCUCCUCCACCGUGUCUUGGUAUCUGUAAGCCUCAUCCUUGCCCUUUCUCCUAAUAAGAUCCACAUUUCUAAUGAGAAAAAAAAAAAAACAGAACAGUAUUCUCUUCUGUAAAACUGUAAUGUAUUGUUGAUGUUUGUAACUAUUGUAUAUUUCUGUCUUGCUCCAAGUCUUGGCUGGAGUGUGUAGUCCAUGGGCACGGGGGGAAUUUAAAAUUUACCAGACAAGGGUCACUAAAGCCUGGUCUCUCUCUCUCUCCCUCUCUCCUUUCCUCAUUUCUCUGCCAACUAACUAGUCUCAAGUAACAUGACCCCAAGCCUCAGCCUCCAGUCAAGUAACUUUGAAUCCUCUGCGAGGGAGGCGAAAAGCCUCUAGCACAUGAUCCUUUGAGAAAGGACUUUUUCUACCACCAUGAAGUUGGCAGGACUUGAAAGAGUCCUCCCGUGACUCCCCCAGCAGGACAGUGGAGAACCUCCAGCCCUGAGCUGAAAUUUCCUCACCUCCCACUGCUUACAUGACAGCAUCCAAAUGCUUUUACUCAACCCCGGGCGACCCAAACCAGCGCUGGCUACAUCCAGAAAUAAGAGUUACCUCUGCGUUUUCUGUUGCCAUUUUUCUGGCUCUAGAAAUAUCUGAUGCGUGACUACAUCAUAGGAUGUCCACGCAUCUCAGAGUAGUCUAUUUUUCUGUUCAAAUAAAAUAUAUAUAUAAUAUAUAUAUGUAUUUUUAGCAAAUUUAUAAUUGGGCCAUUGAGUCUACUUUCUUCUUUUGUAAUACACAGUAACAUCUUGGGAGUUCUAUUGUUGGUCAUUAUUGCAGCUGAUGUCUUCUGGUCUCUUUCAUUUCCUCCCAUUGUUCCUUGGACUGUUUUUUUUUUCUUCUUCUUCUUUUUUAUUCUGAUUUUCUGGAGGUGGGGAAAGACUUUGGGGUUCUGACUGCCUCAUGCAGGCAUUUUCUAACACAAGGCCUAGAAUCUGUUGACCUGUUACUUUCCUCAUUCUGUCUGUUCUUGUUUAUUGUUCUCAAGAAUCCAGAGCACAGAUACAAGAGUGAGACCAGGGGGAGCAGGGCUACAGAUGGCCCUCAAAGUCGGGAUGGGAUGUGGGCAGGUUUAGCUCAUCCCCCACACCCUUCUGGGGUUUUAAAGGGACUGAGUUUUCUUCUUCCCAGAGAUCUUGGAGUCUAAAAUCUCAUGCAAGAAAGCCUCCCUCUGGCAUUUCUGAGAUUCAGAGGACACCGAAACCCCUUCUGGCUGGCCUGUCACUGCAUCCGGCGCCCUGCUGCUGUGACAUCGAUUGGAUCUGAAGAUCAGAGCACUUUCAGGUUCUCAAAACCCAGAGAAAAUCCUGGGCCUCAGAUAUCAUCCACUUUUAAUCAGUUCUGCAUUUCAACCCGCGUCCAACAGCCUCACCACCACCCUCGGCCAGACAAGCUUGCAGCCAAAUCCUGAGAAGGGACUGUCCCCAGAAUCUGCCAUCUCAUCUCCCCUUCCCUCUCCAGCUACCUGACUCCACAGAGCCAGAGAUUCAUGGCAAGGAUGGUAGUGUUUUUCCAGCUUCCACCUAUCAGGGAGUGUCUGGACUGUACGGAUAAUUCAUUCCACCAGGCGGUUUCCAGGCCUCGGAUAGGCUGGCAACAUCUCGUGAAGCAGCAUCUUCACCAGAAGAUAAUUCUCCAUCCAUCAGUUCGUGCGAGAAGAGAAAGAAAGCCCAGAUCAUCUCCAGCGGGCAUCUGUAGACUGUCAUAUCCCACCUGCCUUGCUGGGCAGGGCUCUGGCCUCUGCCCAGGUCAGAGAUUUGAGCCAAGUCAGGACCCCCUAGAUGGCAGUGAACCAUCGCCCACUGAGUCAUCAACCCCAAGGGGAAGCCAACAGAACAAUGAACGUAUCAUUCUGGUGUGUGUGUUCAUCGCUCAGACGUGCCCAACUCUUUGCAACCCAAAGAACUGUAGCCUGCCAGGCUACUCUGUCCAUGAGAUUCUCCAGGCAAGAUUACUGGAGUGGAUUGCCAUUCCUUCCACCAGAGGAUCUUCCUGACCCAGGGAUCGAACCCUGAUUCUUUACCAUUUGAACUACAUUCUGGGCUAAGGCUCUAAUCAGUUUUCCCACCUCCCCAAUUCCCAGUAAUCUGGUUUGAAACAAAGCCAAAUAAAAUAGACAAGAAUUAAAAAAAAAAAAAAAAACUUUUGCACAAGAACAACAACAAAACUGUCUCCCAGCAGUUUGCUAGGCUUGAUGGUCAGAAAAGCAAACACCCUUGCCUGUGGGUGUCUGUGGGUGGUUCAUCUAGGAAAACGUUGUGUCUCUGGGGUUUCCAUCCACUGCCCCUGAUAUUGUCUGAACCUGGAAUUUCUCCUGAACUCCCCCAAAUGCCAGCUUGAAGAAAUGGAUGUGGAAGGGAGUCUGUUCGUCGAGUAGCCCCUCAUCUUCACUGCUAACUCUUAACUCUCCACUCCUUCUUGAGAGGAUCCUGGAAAUAUCUAAAGGCUGGAGGGGGAUGGGAUGGAGUGGGACCAUUCACCUGAAGAAGGGACCACCUAACCACAGGAUGGCUCUGCAAGUUUCUCCUGUAUGAAAGGGACCUGGCAGUCAAUUUCAGCUCAGAUUAAGAAAGUCCUUCUACUAAGCAGGGCUGCCUCCCAAUGGAACUUGGUGCCAUGUCGGGUCAUGAGAUCUCUGACAUCACAGGUGUUUUAAAAGAGGCUAUUUGAUGUACGAAACGGAUGUUGCUGAGGGCACCUAGUACUGCAUACCAACUGCAUACCGGACUGAAUAUCCAGGGAAAGUCUGUCUCUACCACCCCUUCCCCACCCCCUUCCAGUGUAUGCCUGUAUGUGCACGUGUGUGUGUGUGUGUGUGUGGUCUGAACAUCUGAGCACAGGCUUAAGCCACGGGGGCAAAGGCAGAGGGCGCAGUUAGCAGAAGCUCAGAUUCUAGAGUGUGGCGCUUUCUGAGAGGGUAUCAGGGAGGGAAGUGGCAGCAGGACACCCCGAUCUUCUCUGCUCCCUGUCUUGGACGAUUGUUGUGGCACCGCUGGUUGCCUGUCCGUCCCCAGUGCCCUGACAGGGACCACACUGUGUUGGGAUGAGGCUCCUGCUCCCCUCCCACAGGCCAGCCACGGAGUGAACCCCCCUUCUCUGGCUGGCCUGCUCACGGUGCUUCAGCCUUCUGCCCAGGUCCUGCGCCCUCGUGGGCCUCAGGCUUUCUGUACAAGAGACACAGUUAACUUUUACCCAGUCGCCAGCUGCCUAAGGAACCGACUGGCCAGGCAAUGGCAAACAGCAUCAUCCCCAAAGGGCUUUUUUUUUUUCAACAAAUAAAACAAGAAAUCCCAUUCCAGACCCUUGAAAGUCCCCACCCAAUGAAGGAAGUCCAGAAGGGCCAAAAGAGAGAGACAGCUGCAAUCUAGUUUUACUACAAAACGAGGCUUUGGCUACGGCGGCCUGCAGGUGGAACGUCCACAUCCAAGGACAGCAUUUGACAAAAGAGGUUUUAAAUUUCCUCCUAAUUGUGGAUGGUGGGCCUGGAGGAGCAGGGACUUCGUCCUCAGGGUGACCCCACAUCCAGGAAGUCUCAGGUUGCUUCAUCAUAGGAUGAGACAGAGGUUUGGCUGGAUAGUCUGAGCAACUGCCUUCCUCCCAAACCAAAAUUCAACAAAAGCCCAGUUUCCAAGACCCCCCUUGAGGCCCUGUCCUGCAGAAGCAGUGCAAGUGGCUGGCUCCCAUGACAUGAGCGUUCUGGAAAAUGAAGAGAACUCCCAAUUCUCUCCCACUGGGAUGCCCUCCGGAGUCCUGCAUGGAUCGCCACCCACUUCCUGCCUCCCUAAGCUCAUCCAGGCUUGGAAAACAAGGAAAGAAGCAUGGGAGAAGAUGCCCACAGGAUCUGGACUUCUCAGUGUGGCUCAGGCCCCCUCGUCUUCACUAGGACUUUGGGGGUCUCUCUCCGAUGAGCGUGACAUCUGAGCUCAGAGUGCCUGGGGGUGGGGAUGAGGAAGACCAGCAGGGGUCGGGCUGUAUGGCCCCUUUGCUGUCCUGGCUUCAAUCCAAGGUCAAGGGACUCAGGGUUAGCCCCUAACAUAUGACUUUGGCACCCAACCUGUAGGUUUUGGUUUUGUUUUGUUUUGUUUUGUUUUUGAGUGAGUGAGUAAAUGUGAAAAUGAUUGACUUCCCAGUGAAUGAAUGAAUGAGUGAAUGGGUGAGUGGAGAGAGGAGUUCAUUCUGGGAAAGAGGAAGAAAUGGGGAACCCCUCCCACUGAAGCCUGUAACCCCCAGCAUUGCCAUCUGUUCUUUGACUCAACUGGGGGCCAAGAUGACAGUCAAAUUUUCGGCCCUGAGGGUCUUCUCGGAGCUACACUUCCAGGGGCCCAGUCUCUUUUCGGCUCUCCUGCCCUGCAUUUUCACCCUCAGACCCUACUUUAGCUCACCCUAGCCCAUAGCACAAGGUGGUUUUCCAGUAGGCUAAGCCAAGGGUCCGAGGUCACGGCUUCCCCUGGGCUGGGACUUGCUGGGGGCAGCAAUGUGGGAGCUGAUAUCUGGAAACUGGACUGCAUUCCCUGAGCCAUGGCAGUUGAGCUGGAAAGCAAGGCCAGCCUGUCCUCCAGUUUUCAGAGCCAAGGGUCUUCCUUUUUUUCUGAGCCCAGUGCCCCCCCAUGGUAGCAUGCUUCUUGAUCCUGCCAGCUAUGACCCUCUGUCUCUCCCAGGAACCACGGGGUGAGGUUGAGGCUUUUCUGCCAGCAAAGCCAUUCUGAUCGCCCCGCCCAUAACAGGGGCCAAGCCAAUCACAUUAGCCAUAAACGACCAAUGUCCUUAGCCACUCUUUUCUUGGAGUCACGUUCAUGGAUUCUGUUCAUCUCUGGUCAGUUGCUGUCUCUAGUCCUUCCUGUAAAGGUGAAAAACAAGCAUCACACACACACACACACACACACACACACACACGGAAACCAAACAACAAAAAACCCAGUGUCUUUUUAUGCAUGUGAUGAGAUGAAAUUUGUGACCUCCAGCUGCUGUCCUGUCUUGUAAAAUACGUCCAAAUGUUUAAGAAUUUCUAAGCAAAUGGUCCCUUAAUGAGUCUGCAGAAUUCAAUAAAAAGGUAUGGAGAAAA